Ctenopharyngodon idella (grass carp) is the source of this 2061-nucleotide messenger RNA. RefSeq names its product 5'-3' exonuclease PLD4. The transcript is spliced from 11 exons. Lineage: Eukaryota; Metazoa; Chordata; Actinopteri; Cypriniformes; Xenocyprididae. The coding region runs from base 16 to 1713 and encodes 565 amino acids. Gene Ontology annotation, molecular function: catalytic activity. The record is from RefSeq and is a predicted model, not a curated record.
ACACAAGAGCUCUGAAUGAGAAUAUUUCCCUUUAUGCGUCACACAAGAAAACAACACCUGCUUCAACAUGCCGACUGCGUAAGUUCACUGCACUUUAUCACGUAUUCUUUGUUUUGUGUCGAUUUAUUACAGAAAUAUAAACACGUUUCAGCUGUAUGCUUGUGCAAAGUCUGUCGAUGUCAAUCCGCUUCUCCAUGUUCUGCUUUUAGAUCUACACGCUUACGAGAUGUUCAAGAGCUGACAUCUCCGUAUAAGAGCUUACAUGACAAUUAUGUGUCCAAUACCAGGAAAUCAAAGUGCUCAUUAUCUGCCCUGUUGGCCACUGGAGGUUUGAUCGUGUUAGGGGUUUUAUUGGCCAUAGUGGUAAUAGAGAAAUUAAAGAACGAAGAUCAAAUCAAUGAGGAUUUGAGUCCCCAUCACACUCCGACAUGCUGUAAUGGUGCCAUCCCGAAUGAGCAGAGCAGCAUUGUUCUUGUUGAGAGUUUUCCUCUCUGUAUGGAUUACGGGAGAAACGCCUCCACUGGGAAAAGCCUGUAUGAAGCCUGGAAGCAUCUUCUGUCUUUGGCCACCAAACAAAUCGAAGUGGCGUCUUUCUACUGGUCUCUCACGGCCGAAGACAUCAACGUGAACUCCACCACUGACAGAGCUGGCAGAGACAUUUUAGAAGAGUUCAGAGCGUUGCCGUCUAGAAACGUGUCCGUGCGAGUGGUGACCAGCAUCCCCACUGUGGCUCACAAUUCAACAGACUUACAAGUCCUGAAAGAAAAUGGAAUACAGAUACGGCGAGUGAACUUCGGCCGCUUGACUAAAGGAAUUCUUCACACUAAGUUCUGGAUUGUGGACGGGAAACACAUUUACAUCGGCAGCGCCAACAUGGACUGGAGAGCUUUAACGCAGGUCAAAGAGCUCGGCGUGGUGAUCUAUAACUCCAGCGGUUUGGCUGCUGACCUGCACAAGAUCUUCCAGUCGUACUGGGUCAUGGGUCGGUCCAACGCAUCCAUCCCAGAUCCGUGGCCGUCCACCUACGACACCUUCAUCAACGAGGAGCGUCCGCUGCUGCUCAACCUCAGCGGUGUAGCCAGUCAAGUUUACAUCACGGCCUCUCCGCCUGCGUUCUGUCCGGACUCUCGCACCCAAGACCUUGACGCUAUCCUGUCGGCCAUCAGAGGAGCGCAAGACUUCAUACAUGUCUCGGUCAUGGAGUAUUAUCCCGCUUCGAAGUUCUUUCAUCAUCACGGAUACUGGCCGGUCAUUGAAGACGCUCUCAAGCGUUCAGCCUUCGAGAAGAACGUGUCCGUGUGUCUGUUGGUCAGUUGUGGCCAAGAAACUGACCCGUCCAUAUGGCCCUUCCUCCGGUCAUUAGAUGCUCUUCAUUCCCCGUCUAACAACAUUAACAUCGCAGUGAGGCUGUUUAUUAUUCCAGCGGGAAACCAGUCACACAUCCCCUAUACCAGAGUAAACCACAACAAAUAUAUGGUGACCGAUAAAGUGGCGUAUGUAGGCACGUCUAAUUGGUCAGCUGACUACUUCAACACCACUGCCGGAGUGGGUUUAGUGGUUUCCCAGGAUGCUUUGCCUUCUGCGUUGCCGGGAAACACAUUCCAGCAGCAGCUGAGUGCAGUAUUCGACAGAGACUGGAACUCACAGUUCGCCGUUCCACUCGCUGAGCUCAAGCAGAACCAUGACUGUGUUUUCUCCAAAUCUACACCAUAGACACUUUACUAACAAACAUUCAACGUGUUCAAUUCUAUUAUGCAUGAAACUUGAAGUAUAAAUGUCAUAUGAUUUGUGUCAUUAUAUAUGUAUUAUUUACAUGUCUCGAAUUAAGGGAAGUGUUUUGGAAGCCUGCUACAUUUCAUUUUAAACAUUAUUUUCUUAUACAAUAAAAUUAAAUGACUAUUAUAAAUUGACCUAGAUUGAAUGUAAUAACAUUUCAGUGUUUUUUUUUUUCAUUUUCAGUGUUUCAGCUCAUGUAUGUGUGUGUGUACAUUCAUUGUUAAAGUAUAUGUUUAAUGUAAAAACAAACAUUUAAGUAAUAAAUAAUAUAAAAUUAUGUAAUAA